AUGGAGAAGGAUCACGCUGAGGACGAUUUGCGAACAAUCGUAUUGAUCUCAAAAUCAGGUGGGCGAAACGUGGUUCCCAGGGCCUCAUUUCUGCAGACCAGCGAUUAUUACCAAGCCCUGGUCAAUAGUGGAAUGAAAGAUGCACACCUCAAUGAACUUCCAUUGGGAUACCUUUCCAAUGUCUGCUUGAAAGAAGUUAGAGAUUUUGUAUCAAAAUUUCAAUGCAACAAAGAAAAAAUUAAAAUCAAGCUCCCAAAGAGGAAACAAUUGAAAAAUGUAGAGGAGGGUUUGAAAGGUGCGUCCUAUUUGCAAAUUAUGGGCAUGACGAGUUCAUAUAUAGAAUAUCUUUUGAAACAUUUGAAUGACUCUUCGUAUACACGUCUUUUCGAUUUUUCACAAACGUACGCUCUUGUAGAGGUGAUCGAAAAAAUUUAUGACUUUGCUUUGAAAAAUUUCAAAAAAAUUGCAAAGUGUCCCGAAAUAAUGCCAUUUGACGUUUUGCACCAUUUGGUUAAAUCAGAGAUUGUCAAUGCGGACGGCGAGUUUGAUAUUUUUAAAUUAAUCAUUGAUUGGAUUUUUGCUGAAGACUCAAGAAGACCGUGUGCAGAAAUGUUAUUAAAAGAAAUCAGAUUCAACUUGAUGUCGACUACAGAAAAACAAAAAAGUGCUGACCUGCUCAAUAAAAUGGAAUUAAAUGUUUCUUUAACAGGAAAAAGUGCAAAUCGUUACCACACUUCUGGCACGUUAUUUGCAUUCGUGUUGGAUCCAGAAAAUUUGGGUCAAAGAUAUAUGGAAGGGUACUCACUAUCCCUGUUCGAUUUCGUUAAAAGUUGUGGCAAUAGAAACAGCACAACACCACCUGAUGUCAGGUUCAAACUGACCGACGAGAGAGGUCCCCCUGUUGAUUACGAAGAUUGUCAAUUAUGUUUUCUCAAUAAUGUCUUGUAUAUGAUUGGAGAGAAAUAUGAAAAGUGGCAAUAUAAGAAAACUUUUGCUUACGAUUUGACAUCUUCCAAAUGGUCAAGGUUGUCUGACAUGAUGGUCGGAAGAAAUGACUUUUAUUUUGGUAAUGUAAACGGUCAGUUGUACGUAGUUGCUGGUUCACUAAGUUCGGGAGCAGUUGAAAAGUACAUCCCAGAGGAAAACAGGUGGUACAUGUUGGCUCGAUUGCCAGUUCCCGUUUCUAACCUGGCAGGUUGUGUAUAUAAUGGGAAGUUAUAUGUCAGUGGCGGAAUCCAUACUUUUACUGAUAAAAGAGAAAAGCGGAUGUGGCAGUACGAUCCUGCAUCAGACAGUUGGAAUGAACAACCUUCAAUGUUGAAGAAGCGUUAUGGCCACGUUUUGGCCAGCGUUGGAAACGCGCUCUUUGCAGUUGGCGGCGCGAACGAAAGAGCUUCAACGAAAGGAGAGAUGUAUGAUUUUGCUACUGGCCAGUGGUCCAUUGUGAUGAAGUUAAAGUUGCCUGUGAUUCAUUCUCCAUCCUUCCUCUUCAGCAACUGCCUUUAUACUGUAGCACAGCAUUAUACUGAAUCCGGUACUGAUGAAAUUUAUUUACAAAGAAUCAACUUGAGCAAGUAUCUGAAUGAUAAGAGUUCAUUAUCAACAUCAUCAUCAUCAAAUGCAUCGCACGCGUUGCCUCGUCAAGAUAUCAGAGCUGAUGAUUAUGCAACAAAUAAUAGACGGAAGAAUUUAACAUCUGACAAUUUUAAUGAUAGAGUUGAUGGUUUUGAGGACAUGGAUGAUGUUUUUGAUACUACCAGUGAUGAGGAAAAGAAAGAUGGUGACGUCAUAAAUUAUUUUCAUUAUAAGUUUGAUGAUAACGUUGAUAAAAAUGACGACAAAGCAAAUAUUGAUGAAGAAACUGAUGAUGUUGUUGUCGAUGCUGCAGAAGAUGAGGAUGAUGUCAUUUUUGAAAACGACGAUGAUGAUUAUAUUCUGGCUACAUUCGACUUUACCAAUGCUUUUAUUAACGACGAUGAUGACGGUGAUUGUCAAAUUUUCAAGUGCAAAACGGGUAGCGUGUGUUCAAACGUUGCUUAUAUCGGCAUCGUCAACACGUCAACAGAUGUUUGA
Helobdella robusta is the source of this 2073-nucleotide messenger RNA. RefSeq lists its product as hypothetical. The coding region runs from base 1 to 2073 and encodes 690 amino acids. The record is from RefSeq and is a predicted model, not a curated record. Gene Ontology annotation, molecular function: protein binding. Lineage: Eukaryota; Metazoa; Annelida; Clitellata; Rhynchobdellida; Glossiphoniidae. The transcript has 5 exons.